CUUUAUUCUCACGGCCUUAUCAAAGCAACAGCAUGAGCAGAGCAGGUUCAGCAUUCUGGGGUGUUAGCCUUGCUACGAUCUUUGGCGUUGUUACAGCUUAUGUGGCGUGGCAACCGGAGCUUCAACGCCUGAAGGAAACACGAGAGGGCACGUUCAACGAAUCGCAUGUAAAGCAAGAUGAACAUGCGAUCAGUAAGGCGCUUAUAAGCGAUCUCAAGGAGGCCAAGCAUCAGGUCACAGAUACCGACAAGAAGGGUGCGUUAUGGGGUUGGCGACAGUUGUUGUUCGCACGGCAACAGACUGCAGUACCGGAGAGCGAGGAGAGAGCCCAUGUCGUCGCAGCCAAGGUGCCUAAGGAAGGCGUUUGAAAUGGAAAAGGAACAGACAAAUAGCCGGAGUAUGCCGUCUGCACAUCAGCUACUGCUGUAAAUGGUACUGUCCGACCUACUUAGUGUCUCGCGUACCGUACGGCAUGAACGACACACUGGAGCAAUCAAUAGUUCAAGGCGAACUUAAGAUAGCAAGACAACACAGUGGCAGCGAAAAUUCGACUUUCACAUCAGCAGUCGUGGCGCUAUUACAGCCCAAGGAAGGGAUCGCUCGCUCAACCGGAUGUCACCACGCGCCUUCAACCAAGCCUC
Molecule: messenger RNA, 641 nt
Organism: Baudoinia panamericana UAMH 10762
Lineage: Eukaryota; Fungi; Ascomycota; Dothideomycetes; Mycosphaerellales; Teratosphaeriaceae
Exons: 1
Coding region: 33-368 (111 amino acids)
Source: RefSeq, a predicted model, not a curated record